GAGCCAAAGACAUACAACUCGCUAACCAUGCAAGUUCUGAUCGUCUUUCUAUCUGUGACAUUUGCCCUAUCACUUGGGACUAAGCUUCCGCUUGGUGGAACUCAAAAUAUCGAUAUCCAGCAACGCAUCCAAUACGGAAAUGAUGCCCAUAAAGGACAAUUCCCAUACAUUGUUUCGUUGCACACAAGUAUUGGCAAUGUUAGUUAUAUAUGUGGUGGAUCCAUCAUUGAUCAUACCUGGAUUUUGACUGCCGCUCAUUGUACACACAACGCCGAUUGGGUUCAAAUAUUCUAUGGUACAACGAAACGUUGGAAUAGUGAAUUAAGCCAUGUGGUCUAUUCGGAUAACAUUAUUGAGCACGAAAACUAUAAUAAUAGAAAUCUCGCAAAUGAUAUUGCCCUCAUUCGCACACCUCGUGUGGAGUACUCGGAGUUGAUUAAUAAAGUGUCGCUUGCCGAUAGCGAUAAUGACUACGAAGGAGCGGUGGCCGUAGCCAGUGGAUGGGGCCAAAAUGAGCAUGGUAGAGUUCAGGAUAAUCUACAGUUUGUCGGAGUGCAGAUUCACAGCAAAAUGAAUUGCUGGAAUAUCGUUUAUGAACCAUCGGACACCAUAAUCUGCUUCGGUCCAUUUGUCGGUGGUGGCGACUCUGGGGGUCCAUUGGUCACACGUGAUGAUUCCAAACUCGUUGGUGUAGCUUCUUUUCUACAACCACGUGUACUAAGUGGCUUUAGUCGAGUUAGCAGUUAUCUGGACUGGAUUCGUAGUCACACUGGCCUGGAAUAGAUCCAGCUGUAGCCCUCAUACAAUGCACCUAUCCCAGCAUAAACCGAUGUCUAAUUAACGGAAAUUGAAAAAAAUUUUAAUAAAAUGAAAUCGCUUAAUAUGUUGAUGAAGAACAGAAA
Molecule: messenger RNA, 902 nt
Organism: Drosophila nasuta
Lineage: Eukaryota; Metazoa; Arthropoda; Insecta; Diptera; Drosophilidae
Product: serine protease 1-like
Exons: 1
Coding region: 28-783 (251 amino acids)
Biological process (GO): proteolysis
Molecular function (GO): serine-type endopeptidase activity
Source: RefSeq, a predicted model, not a curated record